UGCAAUUCUUCUGUUGAAGGUUCUUGUAGUUGAGACAACAUGGACAAAAAUGGGUAAUGUGGCAGUAAGAGAGGCACCAAUGGGGAUGACUCUUCUGUAUAUAUUUAUUAAGAAAACACAAACGACAAAUGAACAAUACACCUCAUGCAAUUGACUUAAUUAUAAUCAAAUUAUUGGUUCUAUGCUGGCCAAAGAUGUGACAAUUAACCUAAUUAAAUGGAGAAACCCACACCGGCUUCACAUGCUCAUCUUCAUAUGCCCCUAUAUAUAGAGAAUGAUAGAAUUUGUGAUAAACCAUCUCAAAAUCAAUCAACAAAUUUCCAAGACAAAGAAGAAACAGAACAAAAAUGACUUCUAGUCGUUACCAUGUUCGAUCAAUUAGCUUACCUUCAAGGUCACAUCCAAGCACCCUCAGGAUUGAAGAAGCGCUCAAUAAGUUCAAGACACUGGAUGCAUUUUCAAGGUCCUCAACUGGGUCAAUCUGCACUGGUUUAUCAGGACUUGAAGAAUUGUACCGAUGCAUGGAUGAUCUGCUCAACAUGGGAUCAACCCAGCAAGUCCUUUCUCACAAUCAAAAUGAGAAAUGCAUUGACGAGUUGUUGGAUGGAUCUGUGAGGCUUUUAGAUGUUUGUACGAAUAUAAGGGACAUGUUGUUGCAGAUUAAGGAACAUGUCCAAGCCCUUCAAUCUGCUCUCAGAAGAAGAAAGGGAGACUCAAGCACUGAGACCAGCAUCUCUACUUACAUUUCCUUCAGAAAAAGGAUGAAGAAGGAUUCCAAGAGACUUGUUGCAGCAUUGAAACAGAUGGAAAACAAGCUUGGAGCAUCUCCAAUCUCAGAUCAAGAUCACCAUCUAUCUGCUGUGAUUCGGGUGCUCCGAGAGGUCAAUGUGACUAGUAUUUCCAUCUUCCAAUCCCUCCUGUUGUUCUUGUCUAUGUCGGUGUCAAAGCCAAGGCAAGGUAAAUGGUCACUGGUCUCAAAGUUGAUGCACAAGGGGAUGAUAGCAUGUGAAGAAAAGCAAGAAAGUUUGAAUGAGCUAGAAAUUGUAGAUGCUGCUCUAUGUGAAGGGCUCAAUAUUGAGAAGAUGCAGAAUACAAACAAGAGAUUGGAAGCUCUAGAGACAAGCAUUCAAGGUCUUGAGAAUGGUUUGGAGUCCGUGUUCAGGCGCUUGAUCAAAGCAAGAGCUGCUGUUUUGAACAUAAUCUCCCAAUAGAGCAUUCUCAAGAACAUCAUUGAUUCCUGCAUAGGCAUCCAAAUAUUUGGGAUCUGCUUAGGCAUAUCAGUUUUUCAAAUCAAUAGCUUUGUAAAUAAAUUAAAAUUUAUUGCAAUAUAUAAUGAAAUACAAAGACAGU
This is a messenger RNA of Tripterygium wilfordii, 1350 nucleotides long. RefSeq lists its product as uncharacterized. NCBI's taxonomy places the organism in Eukaryota, Viridiplantae, Streptophyta, Magnoliopsida, Celastrales, Celastraceae. The transcript has a single exon. The record is from RefSeq and is a predicted model, not a curated record. Bases 348 to 1211 code for a protein of 287 amino acids. Gene Ontology annotation, biological process: shoot system development; root development.